Messenger RNA from Bursaphelenchus xylophilus (pine wood nematode), 824 nucleotides. NCBI's taxonomy places the organism in Eukaryota, Metazoa, Nematoda, Chromadorea, Rhabditida, Aphelenchoididae. The record is from the annotation of a GenBank genome assembly.
AUGAGGCCUGGCGAAUCCGUUGGGUGGCCGGCGGACACUCGGCGAACGCUCGGCGGAGACUUGGGGAAUUUUUGCACUGUGCGGUUUUAAGAACUUGAAAAUUUUGCACUGUGCGAUUUUUUGAGCUAAAAAUUUCUGCACUGUGCGAUUUUUAAAACCAAAAAUUUCUGCACUGUGCGAUUUUUAGAACCUAAAAUUUUUGCACUGUGCGAUUUUGUGAGCUAAAAAUUUUUGCACUGUGCGAUUUUUUGAACCUAAAAUUUUUGCACUGUGCGAUUUUUAGAACCUAAAAUUUUUUUGAAAUUUAAUGUAAAGUGCAAUAUUUAUGCUAAAAAUAAUUUUUUUCAAGGGAAAUCCGCUAUAUUACAAGCAAAAAAGCAUCUUUUCUCUGACCGCCCUCCUCAUUUUUUGUACUCUCUCGGGAAAAAAGAAAAGCUUGUAACUUAGCUGGCGGUGCUAGGAAAUAUCUAAAAUUUGGUGUGAUUAAAAUACACCCUAUGUACUGUUACUAUACCAAAUUUGAAAGAAAUCCAACCAUCCUACUUUGAGCACUUCAGCUCUCAAAUUUUCAUCAAGUAUAAUAUAAGAAACCAAAUUUUUCCCUAAUUUCCCUCGAUUUUCAGCGACCCCCGGUCUCCAAAGUCGCCAACUGCGGGAUGGAGGCCUACCUCAGCGAGUCGGCCUCGGUCUACGGCCACUGCAUCACCGACUUGGACACGAACACCACCACAAUGGUGGACUCGGCCAAGUUCGAGCCCUCGGCCCGCAAACGCUCCGCGAUCUACGACUGUUUCGAGGGCGUGGCCAAACGGCUCAAGCUCUAA